This is a messenger RNA of Alexandromys fortis (reed vole), 1584 nucleotides long. RefSeq names its product NADPH oxidase activator 1 (gene Noxa1). The coding region runs from base 62 to 1480 and encodes 472 amino acids. Lineage: Eukaryota; Metazoa; Chordata; Mammalia; Rodentia; Cricetidae. The transcript is spliced from 13 exons. Gene Ontology annotation, biological process: superoxide anion generation. Gene Ontology annotation, molecular function: superoxide-generating NADPH oxidase activator activity; protein binding. The record is from RefSeq and is a predicted model, not a curated record.
CUCAACUCCAGGUGUCUUGCGUGCACUUUAGUCGGGUCUCAUCAGGUGUCUCUCCAGCUCCAUGAGCUCUCUAGAGGAUCAGGUACGGGACUGGCAUCAGGGCGUACUGGCCGUGGCAAGCGAAGACUGGGAUCGCGCCCUGUGCCUCUUCUCAGAUGUCCAGGAGCCGCGGGCCAAGAUGUACUUCAACAUGGGCUGCGUGAGUCUGAUGGCGGGGGAUCCCAAGGCUGCUUUGCGGGCAUUUGACCAAGCAGUGACCAAGGACCCCUGCAUGGCUGUUGGCUUCUUCCAGCGGGGAGUGGCCAAUUUCCAGCUGGAGAGGUUCCAGGAGGCUGUGUCUGACUUCCAGCUGGCCCUGGCACAGCUGAGAGGCAAUGCUGCCAUUGACUACACUCAACUGGGUCUGUACUUCAAACUGCACGCCUGGGAGGUCCUGUACAACACGGCAUCAGCACAGUGCCAGGCAGGGCUCUGGACCAAGGCUGCCGAUACUCUAGAGGAGGCAAUCUCCAAACGGCCAGAGGGCGCCCAAGAUAUCCUGGACACUGCCCUGGACCAAGUACAGGUUUGCAUGCUCCAUCCCAGAAACAGGUACCCCUGCAGCUGCGGCAGGUCCCCAAGGGUGAGGUCUUCCAGCCUCCCAGGAAAUACCUACAGCAUCUGGAGCCCAUGGAUUUCCUCGGCAAGGCUAAGGUGGUGGCUUCUGUUAUCCCUGACAACCGCAGCUCAGAUGGCUGGCCUCAGAAGCCUAGGGUCCCCUCCCCUCCAGCUUUCUGAUUCACCUGAGCUGCCCCCUCUGUUGAGGUCCUGCUACCCCUGUCUUCCUUUGCAGAGGUCCCAGAUGGAGCUAGUUGGCCAUCAGUCUUCUGCGUCUAUGGGUGGUCACAUGAGCCGUGCUCAAUGCUACAGCUUGCUGGCAUCUGGAGGGCCUGACCCAGGCCCCCCUGAAGACUCCUCAGAAGCUGGGGGAACAGCUGCUGAGGACCCUGAAUCCCUGGUGACUGUCACUGUACAGUGCCACCUUACUGUGCCCCUGAAGGCCCCAAGGGGCACUGACCUGUCCAGCCUACGUACACUGCUGGCUCAAGCCCUCCUUCACCAGGCCCAGAGGGGGCAGCUCAGUUACCAGGCCCCACGAGACAAGUUCUGGACCCCAAUCUCCACGGAGGACUCACUGCAGAGUGCAUGGAGGAAUGUGGCCGUGGGCUCACGAGGGUUGCAUCUCCAGUGCCGGGGGGCCUGGGGCCGACCAGUCCUCUACCAGGUAGUGGCUCGGCACAGUUACACAGCCCGAAGGCCUGAGGAUUUGGACUUCCGCCAGGGGGACACAGUGGAUGUUCUGUGUGAAGUGGACGAAGCAUGGCUGGAGGGACACCGAGACGGCUGCAUCGGCAUUUUCCCUAAGUGCUUUGUGGUCCCAGCUGGUGCCUGUGUGGAAGCCGGAGCUGUUCCAGGACCCAAGCCAGGAGACGGGCACUAGCAACAUUGUGACAAGAUCAGUUUUAAUUUAAACAAACAAAAAAAUUUCCCCUCAUCCCUGUGUGGUCUGCCUUCCGGGGUUGAUGAUAAAGAGGAUCAAACUAU